Carcharodon carcharias (great white shark) is the source of this 3958-nucleotide messenger RNA. RefSeq names its product synaptotagmin-like 5 (gene sytl5). Gene Ontology annotation, molecular function: small GTPase binding; neurexin family protein binding; phospholipid binding. The transcript is spliced from 19 exons. Bases 695 to 2911 code for a protein of 738 amino acids. NCBI's taxonomy places the organism in Eukaryota, Metazoa, Chordata, Chondrichthyes, Lamniformes, Lamnidae. Gene Ontology annotation, biological process: intracellular protein transport; exocytosis. The record is from RefSeq and is a predicted model, not a curated record. Gene Ontology annotation, cellular component: exocytic vesicle; plasma membrane.
GGUUGAGAUCUCCAGCACUCGGGAGGUUAGUGUUCAGACCAGUGUGAAAGCAGGAACACGGAAGAGGAAUAAAAGCAAUCGGCAGCUGUUUCAGUUUAACCCCCAAGAUCUCCGUCACUGCCAUCAGAGCAAAAACAGAGGGCUAGAUCCAGUCGCCGUGCCUCGCUACAUGCACUGCGUUAGAAGAUGGCCAGUCCUCCAGAUCGGGAAUGAAUCCUAAACCACUUGGCUAACACAGUACGGACCGCUCAUUGUCCGUUUUUCCCCCCCACUGCCCGCAACAAGGUGACCUGGAGCUUCCAAGAAGUAAGUGUACAUUUGUCAGAUGCAGCUAACGUCAUGACGCCCACCGGGAUUGAUGCUGGGAUCGAUGUUAUGGGAACUAGAAGAUAUUGAGUUUGCUAAUGUAGGCUUAACAAGCAGUUGUUGAAAAAUUGCUUCAAAGGAAUACAGUUGAUUCGCACAUCCUGAAAAAGUAUUAACAGUGUCAUUCCGAGAAGAAUUAUUUCUGAAGAGAGCACACUUAAUCAUGUUUGUUGGGAAGAUUUCAACUUUGAACCAUUUCUGUUCAUAUUUGUUACCCUCACUUUAUUGACUCCUGAAUUUUCACCCAGUAAUUUUCUCCUUGACUAACCUUCAUUACUAGCACCACUAAAUCCAAGGAGAGUGUUCCAAAGAUUACCACUGCAGAAGCAUGUCCAAAACUACUGAGAUUGUCAACCUGUCAUUCUUAUUAGACAAUGAAAAGGAUAUGAUUUUGGAAGUUUUACACCGUGAUGAACAGUUGCGAAAAGUUGAAGAGAAAAGAAUAAGGAGAUUAAAGAAUGAGCUCAUCAAAAUCCGUGGUUCUGAGGUAAAUCGAAGAAAGCAGCAAAUCAGUGAUAGAGCCUGUAAACGAUGCCAGAAGACAUUUGGCCUAAUCUUCCUCAGAGGGGACCUGUGCCAGGCAUGCAAUGACCGUGUGUGUAGAGAAUGUCGAGUUAUGUUCAACGAUGGGACCUGGAAGUGCACUGUGUGUGCUAAAAUUGCGCAGCUGAGGGUUGUCACUGGUGAGUGGUUUUUUGAAGAGAGAUCAAAGCGAUUUGAACCUGCAUCAGGAAUGGGAUGCGAAAUCAUCAAGCAAUCCAUCGUCAGAAAACCUAUAGGAGGCGAGACCAAUCAACCAAAGGGGAAAACAAAUCAGAAAAAUACAGAAGAAGCUUCAAAGACCAAAAAUGAGAAGAAGAUGGUCCCAGAUGCACUCAGGCGGUUCAACAUCCGUCCUGACAGAAAGCAAGGCAAGUCCAAUCUGAAGCUACGGAAUGGUCAAGGAUUAGACACAAAGUCUGAGGAUGGAAGAAGCAUUAGCUAUGCAGGUUCAGACUUUGAAAUUGAAAGUACACACUCCACAGCACGGUCUGGCAGCAGAACAUCAACUCCAGUUCUACAGAUCUCAGCAGCGACCAGCAAACUGAGCAUUGUGUCAGAUUAUGACAAGGAGGCAGAAUCUUCAGAAAGUAUUCACACUCUACCAGUGAGUAACUGUGUGCCUGAGGAUCUGGCCAGACGAAAACACAAUAUGCCUACAAUAGCAAUUUCCAAAUAUUCCAUUUCAUCAGAUCACAGUAGAUCUGAGUUGGACCUGAGUGGAUCCUGCACAUCGGGGAAUGAAGAUUCCAUUAGCCUCAGGAGUAAAUCUGUACCUGGAGAUCUCAAUGAAACCACGGAUUACCUUGAGGAGGAGGAGGAAGAAGAUAUUGAUAAUUUGGUAUCAAUGUAUCGCCCAAACAGUGGAAGGAGCAGUCUGGGAAGUGGGUUAUCUAUGCAUUGCCAGUCAAGCUCUGACAAGAAGUGGACAUUCCUUAAUGUACCAGAUCAUGACGCAGAAACCACCAGCUUAAAUAGUAUGAUGAGUGUCUACAGUGAAACAGGAGACUAUGGCAAUGUGAAUAUCAGUGGAGAAAUUCUCCUUACAAUCAAUUAUAGCUACAAAAGUGGGGCGCUAAAUAUUACUGUGAAGGAAUGUCGCAAUUUAGCAAUUGCAGAUGAGAGAAAGCAGAGAACUGAUCCCUAUGUUAAGACUUACCUCCUCCCAGACAAAUCUCGUCAAAGCAAACGCAAGACCAAGCUCAAAUCCAACACAACAAGUCCAGUUUACAAUGAAACAUUAAAGUACAUCAUCAGUCACUCACAAUUGGAGACAAGAACUCUACAGCUGUCAGUCUGGCAUUAUGACAGGUUUGGACGGAACAGUUUCUUGGGUGAAGUGGAGAUACCAUUUGAUGCCUGGGAUUUGGAAAAUCAAAUUGAGGAUUGGUUUCUACUGCAGCCAAAGGUUGAGACUGCUGUAGAUAAUGUUCUACAGUAUAAAGGAGAGUUGACAGUUUGUUUGCGUUAUACCCCACUCGGGCAGACACUAGCCCUCCCAACAGAACGUGGAAAAGCUAAAAGAAGUUUCAUUAGAGGAAGGAAAGGGUCUGCCCAUGUAUCCAGUGGUGGAGUAUUGGAGGUGCUCAUUAAGGAAGCAAAAAAUUUAACUGCAGUAAAAACAGGAGGAGUUUCAGAUACCUUUGUAAAAGGAUACUUGCUUCCUGACAACAACAAAGCUUCUAAGCACAAAACACCUAUCAUUAAAAAGAGUGUAAACCCCCAGUGGAACCACACUUUCACCUACAGCGGUUUACACCUUACUGAUCUACAAAAUGUCUCCUUAGAACUAACGGUCUGGGACAAGGAAUCACUUUCCAGCAAUGUUUUUCUAGGUGGUAUCCGGCUCGGCAAUGGCAGUGGUCGUAGCUAUGGGAAUGAAGUUGAUUGGAUGGAUUCCCAAGGGGAGGAACAGCACAUCUGGCUUCAAAUGAUAGCGAACCCAGGUGUCUUUGUGGAGAGCACAAUAAUGCUGAGAGCCAGCAUGGGAAAGCGCAAAUUUUGAGCCUGACAGACUGAAAGAAUACAAUGUAAAAUACUACACACUGUCAAGCUAUUGUAUUACUGAGGCUGGUAAGGUUGGCAUAAUUCUGUGACUGAACAUAUUACUUUAUAAUAAUAAAGCAAUUUCACUUUUUAAUUUUUGUAAAUACAUUUCCUUGGGAUUUUUUAAACAGUUCAUUUUUGUAAAAAAAAAUCAUCCAAAACAUCUGAUAUCUGGUCCAGUAAUUGGGAAGAGAAAAUAUUUCCUCUAGUUGUUCAACUGUCUGUCUUUGAAGGUUAAUAAUCAGGAAUGCUUAGAGGUUUGCCUACUUUAUUGAAAAGUAACCAACAAGGUUCUAGUGUCAAACACCACUAACAAUUAGCCUGUCCCUAUUUCCUGAUGUAACUGAGUUAACAAUUCCAGUAAUAUGAACUCAAGUGCUGAAAAUUUUCUCUACACAAAAGCUCUAGCAAGAUUAUAACUGUAUAUGAAGAAUGUGAUGCACAGAUGAAAUCUUUCCCCAACACCUGUAACAAAACAUGGUUAUAUUUAAUGGCAGGUUCCACUCCAGUCAUGGAUUGGUCAUUUCAAAAAUACUGGCCAUUUAAUCCCUUGGUCUUUUUAUGCCACACACUAUUUCAUACUGAAAGGGUCAGCAGCUGAACUAAUACAGCUCAGGCCAAUCCCAAGACCAAAUGAGAAGGCACUAGAUGAAUCACUGUCUGACUUUGCCCUGCUGACUUAAGAUAAUGACAAGAGACAGUGUACAAGACCUCAUUGUGUAAAUAAAUUAUUACGUUAGGAACUGGAGGAGAAAGAAGUGGUGGCAUUUAAAACUGGAUUCAAAUCAAACAAUUAUAGAACUGCAUUUCAAUAAAAUUGAACUGUCAGGUACUAAAACAGUCAUGAUAAAGGACAAACCAUAAAUUACUUUCCCACCUGUGAUGGUAGUAAACUAAUGUAAGGUUGAAGAAUCCAACAUCUGUUAAUCUAUGUGAAAUGAUGUAUGUGCUCCACAGUCUGCACUGUAAAGCACAUUGUCCAAUAAAAAGACAAAGUAUCUGGAAA